Molecule: messenger RNA, 1150 nt
Organism: Austrofundulus limnaeus
Lineage: Eukaryota; Metazoa; Chordata; Actinopteri; Cyprinodontiformes; Rivulidae
Product: cytochrome P450 4V2
Molecular function (GO): iron ion binding; monooxygenase activity; heme binding
Source: RefSeq, a predicted model, not a curated record
GGACACGAUACUACAGCUGCUGCAAUGAACUGGGCUCUGCAUCUUCUUGGCUCCCAUCCUGAGGCGCAACAAAAAGUUCAACAAGAGCUGCAGGAGGUGUUUGGUUCAUCUAGUCGACCCAUGACCACAGAAGACCUGAAGAAGCUCAAGUACCUGGACUGCGUGAUUAAAGAGUCUCUGCGACUGUUUCCCUCUGUGCCUUUCUUUGCUCGAAGUCUCUGCGACGACUGCCUUAUCAGUGGUUUCAAGAUUCCUAAAGGUGCAAAUGCGAUCGUAAUCACCUACGCUCUUCACCGUGACCCUCGAUACUUCCCUGAGCCUGAGGAGUUCAGGCCAGAGCGUUUUUUUCCUGAGAAUUCAGUUGGAAGACCCCCGUAUGCAUAUGUCCCUUUCUCAGCUGGACUCCGCAACUGUAUAGGUCAGCGUUUCGCACUGAUGGAGGAAAAGGUGGUUCUGGCRUCCAUCCUGCGUAACUUCAGCGUCGAAGCUUGUCAGGAACGCGAGGAGCUUAAUCCAGUCGGAGAGCUCAUCCUGCGACCGGAGCAGGGUAUUCGAAUCAAACUGGAGAAGAGGAUGUCUUUGUGAAAGUCCCUCUUACCAAGAAGCUUUUAGGGGAGUUAGUUAGUCAAAAUCAAGAUUAUCACCCAUUAUACAAGAGAAAAAAUAAUCCAGUGCUAGUUUGAGGUAAAUGCUGCUGAUUGUUUCAACACACACAUAAAAAACAUUUAGCAGAGAAAUGAAUGAAAAUAUUGUUUUAAACACGACAUUUAUGCUCUGUUAUUAAAACAUAAAACUGAUCAAUAAUUUGGUCAAAACCAUAUUAAACAUAAUUUAUAAAYUGCUAAAAACAUAUAAGAUGUUUUAGAAUUUUUGUGUCUGUCAAAUUCCUUAUCAGAAGGAAAUAAAUAAGACUGAUUUUUAAGAAUGUUCAAUAUAUGUACUUAACCUUCUCAUGUAAUGUAAUGUUUUGUCAUCAGCCUUUAAAUGUAUUCUUAAAUCUUCUCAGAGGUGUGGAAGAGGCCUUAUAAAUAUUUUUAGACAAUUAUUUCAUAAUUUUAGCUCAGUUGUCAUUUUUUGCCUCUUUCUGAAACAAAUAAAGCAAAACAAAAACAUGGAAAGAAGUAAAAUAUAAAGGAAUUCAUGUCACCCA